AUGGCACAUCCAACCUCCCGUCUGCUCUCCCGCAGAGUCUGCCAACAAUUUGCUCCCAUCCGCAAGCCCAUUUCUCCAAUCUUCCGCAAUCUAAGAGCGCCUGCAACUCGACGUGGCUACGCAUCUGGCGAAAAGGGUCCAAAUCCAAUACCAGGUCAAAGUCCCUUGAAAAUAUGGCCAUACGUUGCUAUCACGUUGAUGGGUUCUGGAGCUUAUGCCCUUAUGGUGAACAGCCGAAAAGGUACGUUUCAUCAUUCUUUGGCGUUGAAGUUGAGCUUCAAUGGGAGACAUUCAUAAGCUGUGUGAAUGGAGCUUGGGGGGAGCUUAGAACUUGAAAGCCGCUUUAAGAGACGAUGACGAAGGCGGAUUUCACCAAGUACAACUCAAGCCACCCCGCCAUGAAUUCCCUCUCUCCCCAAUACCUCAAACACCGCUGACAAAAUUACCCUACAACCAGAAAUGGAGCCUGGCACACAAAUCGCAGCUCCUAAGAAAGACACCCCUACCUUCUCCCCCCAAGAAGUCACCGUCCUCUUCGUCCUCGGCGGACCAGGCGCAGGCAAAGGCACACAAUGCGCCAACCUCGUCCGAGACUACAACUUCACCCACCUCUCCGCUGGCGACUUACUACGCGCAGAACAAGAGCGACCGGGGUCAGAGUUUGGAGAUUUGAUCAAAGAAUACAUUCGCGACGGCAAGAUCGUACCUAUGGAGGUGACCGUACAACUUCUCGAGAACGCCAUGAAGGAGCAGGUAGAAAAUGACGGGAGUGGGAAGGGCAAAUUCUUGAUUGAUGGUUUUCCAAGACAGAUGGAUCAAGCGCUCAAGUUUGAGGAGACCGUUUGCCAGGGUAAAUUCGUGUUGUUCUUUGAUUGCCCAGAGAAGGAAAUGGAAAGACGGUUGUUGGAUCGUGGAAAGACCAGUGGAAGAUCGGACGACAAUGCUGAAAGCAUCAAGAAGAGAUUCAGAACUUUUGUUGAGACGAGUAUGCCUGUUGUGGAUUAUUUCGAGAGCCAGGGACGUGUCGUCCGAGUAGUCGCUACUAAGACCCCCGACCAAGUUUACAAAGAGACGAGCGAAAAGUUGGAGCAGAGAUUAGGGAAGCAAUUUUGA
This is a messenger RNA of Hymenoscyphus albidus, 1113 nucleotides long. NCBI's taxonomy places the organism in Eukaryota, Fungi, Ascomycota, Leotiomycetes, Helotiales, Helotiaceae. The record is from the annotation of a GenBank genome assembly.